AUUCGAGUACCCACUAUCCAUCCAUGUACAUAUAGGAUGAGACCGACUGUCCAUCUACUGGCUCGGCCUUCCAAGUUGAAAAAGCCCGCCUUCAUUCAAAGACAGCGAGUCUUGGGUUUAUACCGCGAGAUCAUCAGAGCGUUACACAAAAUCCCCUCGUCGCCUACUCGAGUCGAACUCCACGAUUACGCCCGGAGGGAAUUCGAGAGACAUCGCGCCGUGACUGAUUUGCAACAUAUUCGUUAUUUAAUCUCGACAGGAAAAGCGGAAUUCGAUACGAUGAGACGAUACAUCGAUGAGCAGAUGGUUUGACUGCGUAGAGAGAAGACUUUUUUUUUUUCAUCACUAAUACUAC
Messenger RNA from Penicilliopsis zonata CBS 506.65, 355 nucleotides. RefSeq lists its product as hypothetical. Bases 37 to 312 code for a protein of 91 amino acids. Gene Ontology annotation, cellular component: mitochondrion. The transcript has 5 exons. Lineage: Eukaryota; Fungi; Ascomycota; Eurotiomycetes; Eurotiales; Aspergillaceae. The record is from RefSeq and is a predicted model, not a curated record.